Micropterus dolomieu (smallmouth bass) is the source of this 2573-nucleotide messenger RNA. RefSeq names its product DEAD (Asp-Glu-Ala-Asp) box polypeptide 18 (gene ddx18). Gene Ontology annotation, biological process: maturation of LSU-rRNA from tricistronic rRNA transcript (SSU-rRNA, 5.8S rRNA, LSU-rRNA). The transcript has 14 exons. Lineage: Eukaryota; Metazoa; Chordata; Actinopteri; Centrarchiformes; Centrarchidae. The coding region runs from base 108 to 2123 and encodes 671 amino acids. Gene Ontology annotation, cellular component: nucleolus. Gene Ontology annotation, molecular function: ATP binding; nucleic acid binding; RNA helicase activity. The record is from RefSeq and is a predicted model, not a curated record.
CCGGCGCAGCGGGCCGGGUCCUUCGCCUUUUCACACAGGCGGCGCAGACUCGCACCACCAAGGGUCCUGAACACCGCACAUACACACGUGUGCAGUGCACCGUUGCCAUGGCGGGCCUACAGAUGAAGCUUCUCCGACAGAAAAUCCAGAAAAGAAAUGAAAAGAACAAAGAGCGCAAGCUGCGCAAGAAACAGACAGAAGACGGAGACACCGUAAACUCCAACGGGCUGGAAGAGGAGUGUUGUGAGGAAGCAGCGACUGCUUGUAUGACAGACAAGGAGCCCAAGAAAAAACAGAAGAAGCAGAUUGCGGCAGCAUUGGAGGGGACCACAACAGAGAAUCCGCCCCUGAAGAAGAAGAAGAAGAAAAGAAAGCUUGCUGACACUGCUGGAUCACCAGCGGAGAAGAAGACCAAAACAGUGAAAGAAGCAGAUGAUGAUGAGGAGGAGGAGGAGGAGGAGGAAGAGGAGGGAGCAUCAUUAGCAGAUGAAGAUGAAGAUGGAGAACAGGCUACGGACAAUCCAUCAGAAGUUACAGAUGAAGGAGAGGAAGAGGAGGAGGAAACUGAAGAGGGGGAUGAUGAAGAGCAAGAUCAACCUGACUUGCCAUCUGGUUUAACAGGAGCAUUUGAGGACACGUCCUUUGCCUCUCUUGCUGGGAUGGUGAGUGAUCACACGCUGAAGGCCGUGAAGGAGAUGGGCUUUGAACACAUGACUGAGAUCCAGCACAAAAGUAUUCGUCCCCUGCUGGAGGGAAGGGAUGUUCUUGCUGCUGCCAAGACGGGUAGUGGUAAAACCUUGGCCUUCCUCAUCCCGUCUAUAGAGCUCAUCUACAAACUCAAGUUCAUGCCCAGGAACGGCACCGGCGUAGUGAUCCUUUCACCCACACGUGAGCUGGCGAUGCAGACUUACGGUGUGCUGAAGGAGCUGAUGGCCCACCACGUUCACACCUAUGGUCUGAUCAUGGGGGGCAGCAACCGCUCAGCUGAGGCCCAAAGACUGGCCAACGGUGUCAACAUCCUGGUGGCCACACCCGGCCGUCUGCUGGACCACCUCCAGAACACGGCCGGGUUCAUGUACAAGAACCUGCAGUGCCUGAUUAUCGAUGAGGCCGACCGUAUCUUAGAGGUGGGCUUCGAGGAGGAGCUGAAGCAGAUCAUCAAACUGCUGCCGAAGAAGAGACAGACCAUGCUGUUUUCAGCCACUCAGACUCGUAAGGUGGAGGACUUGGCUCGCAUCUCCCUGAAGAGAGAGCCCCUCUAUGUGGGCGUGGAUGACAACAAAGACAACGCCACUGUGGACGGCCUGGAGCAGGGUUAUGUGGUGUGCCCAUCAGAGAAGCGCUUCCUGCUGCUCUUCACCUUCCUGAAGAAGAACCGCAAGAAGAAGCUGAUGGUUUUCUUCUCUUCCUGCAUGUCUGUGAAAUUCCACUAUGAACUGCUCAACUACAUCGACCUGCCUGUCAUGGCCAUCCAUGGCAAGCAGAAGCAAACCAAACGUACCACCACCUUCUUCCAGUUCUGCAACGCCGACUCCGGCAUCCUGCUGUGUACUGACGUGGCAGCUCGAGGGCUGGACAUCCCCGAGGUGGACUGGAUCGUCCAGUACGACCCCCCAGAUGACCCCAAGGAGUACAUCCACAGGGUGGGCAGAACAGCCAGGGGCAUCAAUGGUAGAGGCCACGCCCUCCUGAUCCUCCGACCAGAGGAGCUCGGCUUCCUCCGCUUCCUGAAACAGGCCAAGGUUCCACUGAGUGAGUUUGAAUUUUCCUGGAGUAAAAUCUCAGAUAUCCAGUCACAGCUUGAGAAGCUGAUUGAGAAGAACUACUAUCUCCACAAGUCAGCCCAAGAGGCCUACAAGUCCUACGUGAGGGCUUACGACUCCCAUUCGCUCAAACAGAUCUACAGCGUGAACACCCUCAACCUCCCCAUGGUGGCGCUGUCGUUUGGCUUCAAAGUUCCUCCAUACGUUGACCUGAACGUCCAUAGCAGUAAAGGUGCAAAGUUGCAGAAGCGAGGCGGUGGAGGCGGUUUCGGAUACCAGAAGUCCAACAACAUGCACAAAUCCAAAAUAUUUAAGCACGUCAACAAAGGAAAGGGUGACAAGCGGCAGUUCUCCCGCUGAGCCCCUUCAAGUGAACUGCCCUUUUUUACAGGAACUUUCUGCUCUGGACCAGGUGUAGGCCACACCUCCCCUCAGAUGUCGUUUAGGCCCAUUUCCUCCUAUGAGUUGUGAAAAAAUAUUUUGUAAAUGUAAAGUAACAUCACUUUGGAUGACAUCAUUUGUUUUCCUGCCAGAGUUUCGACAACUCUGCCUCUGAUUGGUUGAUACUUGUUGCCUCUAUUAAUUUGGGUUGGUUAAGGUGCGGGUUAGGGUUAGCCAAUCAGAGGCAGAGUAGGGGGCAGGGCUAGUUGCAAAACUGAUGUCUUUCAAAUGAGUUGUCAAAACUCGGGCAAGAAAAAAAACAAUACAGCUUGUGUAUGUUGUGUGUUGCAGAGGCCGCUGCCUUCCUGCUCACUUUUCUAAGAUUUCUUAAUUUCACCUGACUGGAAUAUUAAAUCUGUUGAAUUUGAA